CACCCCUUACCGGAAGCUGACAGUCAUAUGAUUUUUUUUCCCCCGUCAGUUUCCUUGUUAGCCAGCGUCAGUACUAGCCAACAAAACAACCGUGAUACUUUUUUUUUAGUUCUUCUGUGUUGUCCUCUUUUUUUCGGGAGUUAAACGUAAUCAUCUUUCAUUUACAAAGUCAUGGACGAGACGAGCCCGCUCUUCUCUCCGCUUCGGGACUCCGGUGAUUUCAGUUACUGUCCCGUAGAGCCCACUAGUCCGCGGGGCGGUUUCGGAGGGACACCGGGUUCUGUGGUGCGCAUCCCGGCUGGCAGUCCGGGACGCAGCCAGCCGCUGCUGGACCGGGACCGUGGGAACCCUCAACGGGACCAGCACAGGAACGAAUUCCCGGAGGAUCCCGAGUUCAGAGAGAUCAUCCGAAAGGUUGAGCGAGCCAUAGAAGAGGGGAUCUACCCGGAGAGGAUCUACCAGGGCUCCAGUGGAAGCUAUUUUGUCAAAGAUUCUCGGGGGAAAAUCAUCGGCGUGUUCAAACCUAAAAAUGAAGAGCCCUAUGGCCAGCUGAACCCCAAGUGGACCAAGUGGCUCCAGAAACUGUGCUGUCCCUGCUGCUUUGGCCGCGACUGUUUGGUGCUGAACCAGGGUUACCUCUCAGAGGCCGGGGCCAGCCUGGUCGAUCAGAAACUGGAGCUAAACAUUGUCCCCAGGACCAAGGUGGUUUACUUGGCUAGUGAAACAUUCAACUACAGUGCCAUAGACAGGGUCAAGUCUCGAGGAAAAAAGCUAGCCCUAGAGAAGGUGCCUAAAGUGGGCCAGCGCUUCCACAGGAUUGGACUGCCACCCAAGGUUGGUUCCUUCCAGCUCUUUGUUGAUGGGUUCAAUGAUGCAGAUUUCUGGUUGCGGAAGUUCGAAGCAGAGCCUUUGCCUGAAAACACCAACCGCCAGCUCCAGCUCCAGUUUGAACGGCUUGUAGUCCUUGAUUACAUCAUCAGGAACACAGACAGGGGAAAUGAUAACUGGCUGCUGAAGUACGACUGUUCCAUGGACAAGGACACAGACUGGAUGGUAGUAAAUGAUCCCGUCAUCAAGCUGGCAGCCAUAGACAAUGGCCUGGCCUUCCCCCUCAAACACCCUGACUCCUGGAGAGCCUACCCGUUCUACUGGGCGUGGCUUUCCCAAGCCAAAGUUCCUUUCUCUCAGGAAAUCACAGAGCUCGUCCUACCCAAACUCUCGGACCCAAAUUUCAUCAAAGACCUGGAAGAGGACCUCUACGAAUUAUUUAAGAAAGACCCCGGUUUCGACAGAGGACAGUUCCACAAACAAGUAGCCGUAAUGAGAGGACAGGUCCUGAACCUGUGCCAAGCCCUAAAGGAUGGUAAAACACCCCUCCAAUUGGUCCAGAUGCCCCCAGUAAUUGUCGAAACAGCUAGAGCACCUCAGAGAGCCAAUGAGUCCUACACACAGAGUUUCCAGAGCAGAAAGCCCUUCUUCACCAGGUGGUAGGAACAGAACAACAAAGAGAAAGAGGAAAAAGG
This is a messenger RNA of Monopterus albus (swamp eel), 1523 nucleotides long. It is a transcript of the gene pi4k2a, whose product is annotated as phosphatidylinositol 4-kinase type 2 alpha. The record is from RefSeq and is a predicted model, not a curated record. Gene Ontology annotation, biological process: endosome organization; Golgi organization; phosphatidylinositol phosphate biosynthetic process. Gene Ontology annotation, molecular function: 1-phosphatidylinositol 4-kinase activity. Gene Ontology annotation, cellular component: trans-Golgi network; plasma membrane; endosome. Lineage: Eukaryota; Metazoa; Chordata; Actinopteri; Synbranchiformes; Synbranchidae.